Molecule: messenger RNA, 600 nt
Organism: Entamoeba dispar SAW760
Lineage: Eukaryota; Evosea; Mastigamoebida; Endamoebidae
Product: GTP-binding protein YPT6, putative
Exons: 2
Coding region: 1-600 (199 amino acids)
Cellular component (GO): Golgi apparatus; endosome
Molecular function (GO): GTP binding; GTPase activity
Source: RefSeq, a predicted model, not a curated record
AUGGAAAGGAAGAAGUAUCAGAUAAGUUUGAUAGGGAAAAGUUGUAGUGGGAAAACGACAUGGAUUAGAAAGAAUAAAUGUGAAGAAAUAGAAGAGAAAUACAAAGCAAGUCAGAGUGCAGUGUAUACAGAAAUGAGUAUUUAUUUUGAUAGAAGAAGGAUUAAAGUAGAAAUAUGGGAUACACCAGGGCAAGAAAUAUUUGAAAGGAUAGUUCCAAUUUAUUAUCGAAGAAGUGAUAUAAUUUGUAUAUUUGUUGAUUUAAGUAAAGAAAUUGAAGUGAAUAAAGACAUAAUAAAAUAUAUAGAAAAGAUCAAAGAAGAUAUAGAGAAUAAAAAAAUGGAAGAAGGAAAUAUAAUUAUAGUUGGAAAUAAAAAAGAUAAAGAAAUUGAAGGGAAUUCAAUAGUUAUUAAAGAAAUAGCAAAUAAAAGAAGAAUAAAAUAUAUUGAGACAUCAAAUAUAGAUAAUAAAUAUUUCAAAACAAUGACAGAUAUUUUAUUUUAUUCAAUAAUAGAAGAAGAAAAUGAAAAUGUAAUAAAAGAAAUAAAAGAAAUAAAAGAAGAAAAGAAAGAAAAGAAAGAAAAGAAAUGUAAUAUCAAUUGA